This is a messenger RNA of Eriocheir sinensis (Chinese mitten crab), 6313 nucleotides long. RefSeq names its product actin-interacting protein 1-like (gene flr). Lineage: Eukaryota; Metazoa; Arthropoda; Malacostraca; Decapoda; Varunidae. The record is from RefSeq and is a predicted model, not a curated record. Gene Ontology annotation, cellular component: cortical actin cytoskeleton. The coding region runs from base 131 to 1936 and encodes 601 amino acids. Gene Ontology annotation, molecular function: actin filament binding. Gene Ontology annotation, biological process: actin filament depolymerization; sarcomere organization; locomotion. The transcript has 15 exons.
AACUUCUCUUUAGCUACAUAUAUGAGCCUAUAAUGGAGGUAGAGCAGUGUUAUCUCUGAGGGAGGAGAGCGGGGCGGGCCAGGCAGGGGUGGAGACACUGUGCUGCCAGAGGUGACGGCUGCGGGGCGUCAUGUCGUACUCCAACCUUUCUAUAUGGGCGUGUUUGCCCCGGACACAGAGAGGGCAGCCAAUUGUGCUCGGUGUUGACCCCAAGGGCAAGAAACUACUGUAUGUCCAUGGAAAUUCUGUCAUUAUCCGAGAUAUUGAGAACCCCUCCAUCUCAGAGGUCUACACGGAGCACUCCAUACAGGUGAAUGUGGCUCAGUAUGCUCCGUCAGGCUUCUACAUUUGCUCUGGUGACCAACAUGGCAAAGUGCGUAUAUGGGACACCAUCAAUCCAGAGCAUAUUCUCAAGGCUGAGUACCAGCCCCUGGGUGGACCUAUCCGAGAUAUUUGCUGGUCUCCUGAUUCCCAGCGAAUCUGUGUUGUUGGUGAAGGCAGAGGAAAAUUUGCCCAUGUGUUCAUGAUGGACACAGGAGCCUCAGUGAAGGGUGAUCUAUCUGGCCACACGAAAGCCAUCAACUCUGUAACCUGGAAACCAACCCGACCGUUUCGCAUUGCCACAGGCUCCGAAGACAGCAAAGCUGCCUUUUUUGAAGGGCCCCCAUUUGUCUUCAAGUGCACCAAGGGUGACCAUGGCAAGUUUGUGCAGUCGGUACGAUUUUCUCCCAAUGGUGAAAGAUUUGCUACAGGAGGAUUUGAUGGCAAACUUUUUCUAUACAAUGGUAGUAGUUCAGAUUUGGAUAAGGAACUUGGCAGCCCAGCUCACAAGGGUGGAGUUUAUGCAGUGUCCUGGAGUCCAGACAGUAAACGUUUGCUCUCUGCCAGUGGAGACAAAACUUGUAAAGUGUGGGACGCUGAGUCUGGAGAUCUAGUGGCAGACUUCCCGAUGGGCUCCGAGCUUGAGGAUCAACAGAUGUCCUGCAUGUGGGCUGGAAAUUACCUCCUCUCAAUUUCCCUCUCUGGUUUUAUCAAUUACUUGGAUUUGGACAACCCAUCCAAGCCAAAGAAAAUUGUGAAGGGCCACAACAAACCAAUCACCAGAGUGGCACUUUCUCCUGACAAGAGCACACUAUAUACCACAGGGGUGGAUGGCACAGUCACAGUAUGGGAUGUAGCCACAGGUGAUAAUGAUCGCAUUGGCGGUAAGGGCCAUGGAAAUCAUGUCAGCGGCCUUGUGGUGAAAGGAGAUGCUGUCUACACUGCUGGCAUUGAUGACAGUGUUAAGUUCAUUGAUCCAGUGGAAAAAACUUACACCGGAAAGUCUAUCUCCCUUGGGUCACAACCCAAGAUGAUUGCUGCUCUGGAAGAUGGAGUUAUUGCAGUAACCACGCAGGAGAUCAGUGUUCUGAAAGAUGACAAGAAGGUUGGAAGCUUUCCAAUCAGCUGGGACGGACUGUGUGUGUCAUCCUCUGGAGAAGGGAAUGAUGAGAUAGCCGUGGGAGGAGGCGACAAUCUAGUUCAUAUCUAUGCCCUCAGUGGCAACACACUAACGGAGAAAAAGACCCUGGAACACCUGGGGGCAGUGACAGACGUGGAGUACUCCCCAGAUGGCCGUUACCUUGUUGCUUGUGACGUGAAUCGCAAAGUGGUGGUCUACAGUCUCCCCACUUAUGAAAAAUUCAACAAGAUUGAAUGGGGCUUCCACAAUGCUCGCAUCAACUGUGUUGCCUGGAGUCCAGACAGCCUCAUGGUGGCCAGCGGCUCCCUGGACACAAUGAUUAUUAUCUGGAGCAUGACUCAACCCAACAAGCAUAUCAUCAUUAAAAAUUCUCACCCUCAAGCUCAAGUCACUAGUCUUGUGUGGCUAGACAACAACAGAGUGCUGUCUUCAGGCCAUGAUGGAAUCGUGAAAAUUUGGAGUGCAAAGUUUUAAACUGUUUAGAAAGGGAAUUCCCAUCCACAGUCUCAAGUGACCGGCCUCAAAUGGUUGGACAAUGAAAAGCUGAUCUCAGUAGGACAUGACGGACUGGUCAAAACUUGGAGUGUCAAUUUCUAAAACCAUACAGAUAUAUUUUGCCAAAUUUGUAAUAUUUUUUAAAUUAAAACUAAACUGAAAUUUGCUUGGAAAAAGGCAAGAGUAGCAAACUGAAAAAAUUUACUCUUCCUGUGAGGAAAGAACAAGUUACUUUGAUAAUCAACUUCUAACAUGAAAUACUUGUAAUUUCUCAUUACUUGUGAUUUCCUUUACUGAAAAGAUGAUUUUGUACUGUUAAAUGGAAGUGAUUUUUUAAGAAAUUGUAAUUUCAUAAAUAAGUAUUUCAACUGUGGUUUGUAUCAGUGUGAGCUUUCAAAAAGUAUGAAACUAUAUGUAUUUUCAUUAAUAGUACUCCUGUCUUUUACCCUUAACCUUGCUUCCAGCCAUGACUGAGGUAGGCAGGUGAUAAAUACUAGGUAACAGCUGACCAUGGCAGAACUUUCAAGUCUUUUAUGGCUGCACAUAAUGAUUCUCCCACAACUUACUUCAAUUACAGUAAAACUCUGUUGAUCAAUAUUCCACUGAUUCAAAAAAACAUACACUCGACCCUCGAUUUCCUGGACUAAUGGGGGGAGCACUCGUCAGGGAAUCAGAAACUUACAGUCUGGGGGCCAUGACCCAUUCCCAGACACUAAAGAUGCCUGAAGCACUAACACUUUGUGCAUCUCAGAUUCCAUAGUUCACAUUUUCUUGGUUAUUUAUAUGUUAUGUUCAGCUGCUACCUUGUACAUAUACUCAUAUACCAGUUCACCAUAUAACACAUAUGAACAGUUAUAAUAUGAUUUUAUGAGAAAGAAGUGUCAUUAUUUGAAAAUUCAUCUGAAUGAAUUUGCAAAUCUUGGAUUUUUAAUUUAAACAUGCCUAAUACAAAACACAAAUGAUGAUCCCAAGAACUCAACAUUACAACAAAUAUACUCUACUUGUGUUGACAUCAAGCAACCUUUUAUUGAAAUAAGCAAAUUUAGAAAAUUCAUGCUUCAAAUGCAUACCACUUACAUUUAAUUCAUAUAUGGCAUCCCAGUAAAUAAGUUAUAAAUAAACUGGAACUGAGCAAUUUAUAUUUGUUACUAAACAUGCAUGUAGUGGUCCUGUUCUACACACUGCCCAUAAAUAGCACCACAGUUUGAAACUCGCUUGUAAAAGGAUGCCAUCAGCUUGAAAUUUGCCAAAAGCUAUACAAAUCUUAAAAUAACCAUCAUAUGAUAUAUCUUAACAUCAAUCAGUCUUGUUGUACAUUAAUCCAUUUGAAUGACUUUUACUUGGAUGUCUCAAAGCCAUGUAUUUUUUUUUAUAUUUCCACUUAGGCAAAUGACAAAGGGAAUUUUGAACUGUUCCUCAUGCUUACCUUAGGAUCAAAGCUGUGAGGUAUCUUUGAUAAAAUUCCACUCAUGACAGUUUUAUUGACGGGUAGUUAUGUGAGUGACUUUAAAACAUCUUGAAAGUUUUGCCUGUAAAAUUUAUAUAGUGUGUCUGUUGGGUAGUGGCACUGUAAUUCAGCUUAUAUUUUUUAUAUACAAAUUAUCUUUCAUGAACACUAUGCAGGAUCUGUCAGUGUCCAGCUAAUGGCCUGAGGGCUGAUGGCUGGUAAGAAUGUCUUGUCAAUUGUCAAUAUAUCACUGCCUUUUAUAUGAAACUUCUGCUUCAUGUUUCGGGAAGCUUUUUACUAUGAUGCUUGACAAUGUGUGACUGCCCACUUAUCUAUUGUAGUCACAUAUAUAAAUAUUUACUUUCUUAUUUUCACAUGAGAGCAUUGGAUAGGGAUACAGAUUUGCAGGCUUAAGAAAACUCACUCAGAAAGAUUUCUUCAGCUUAAUUAAUUUUCUUGUUUAGCAAUCAAGUAUUUUUUUAGGAAUAUACUGCAAACUGUAAUCUACUUUUUAUACUAAUUUUUGUUUCCACCAAAAUCAUGAUUUUUAAAAUAUUCCUUUAAAGGCAGUGUCUCGUAUGAUGGAGGUUUGUCAUAUUCAGAAGGUGAAGUGUCUCAAGAUAAACUGUCGGUUAAUAUAAUGAUUACAGCAUACCUGUUGUGUAACAAACUGGGCUCAGAUCAUAAUCUAUAUAAUCUCAUUAUAAAUGAGCUACCCAGAUACGUCUAUCCAUAGAACUUUCAAGUUGUGUCAGUGCAGUCAUUACUGAUUUGCCUGGUUCUUUCUCAAUACCAGCUUAGUUACAGUCUUGUGUUGGCAGGAAACCUAACAAAAUGGCACCUAUUCAUGUGUAAACAACACAUACCUGUCAUUGGCAUGCAUCAGAGGUUAUCACUAACUUCUGGUAAUCAACUUCAGCUAGAUCUCAUCAGAAAGCUAUUUCUUCACCAGUUUUUUUCCUCUGGACUGCCUGGUACUGAAGUUAAUCGUACUUAAUGAUAAUAAAAUUUAAUACAGGAUGUGCCAAAUUUUGUCAUAUUUUGAAAAGUGAUUGAUUUAUGGCUUUCUUAAAGUGGUUUGACUGAGUCGCGGUAAAAUAAGUCUAAAUGCGUCUGUCCUGAAACAGCAACAAAAAUACAUAACAACAAGUUAUUGAUAUUGUUUAGGUGUUUGUUGGGGGAUAUACUCCCAAAAGAGGAGGACAAUGCAUGCUGUAACAACUCCCCUUUGGCAAUGCAUUCAUUGUAGAGCCCAGUGCUUGCUAGAUUUUAAGGGAAGCACAUGCAGUCCCUCUAGGAGAGGCAUGAACCCAGAUCCUUUGGCCAGCAGCCCAAGAGUGGACUACCCUGGUCCCCUUAUGAAGACAAGGUGCAGUUGUUUAAGUAACAAUGCUUGUGAUAAUUGGCUGAUUUAACAAUAAUAAAGAUACAAGAAAGCAGGAGACACUGUUUCCUUUGAGCCUUUCCCAGAUAUUAAACUUAUGGCCAGACAAGUAGACCUAUGGGUCAAAAGUUACUUUGAUUUGAGUGUUCUUGCUCCUAGUGGGCAAUGCACGAGAGGCCUCUGACAGUGACUGAGUGAACUAUACAGUGCAUGCUAUACAGCAGCACUAAGCACCCAUCAACAUUAACUUAAAUUGCAAUUUGAUCAUUUAUAUUCUGUAUCAUAAUCGUUCACAAGAAACAUCCACUCCACCAGCGAAAAUAUAGCACUGAGGACUGUAUAAAUCAAGAAGAUUCUAUCACAUCAGUUUAGAUGAACAAACAACCCUUUCAGAAAGUCUGUCACUGGACAUUGGCUCCAACAUUGAAACAUAAAAUAAAAAAAUUAUAAAAAAUAUAUAAGACUGCAAGAAAGAAUGCUAUAGUUUAAAUAGGAAUUACUCAACUAAAUGGUCUGCCCGUUACUGAAAGGGAAAAAUUGCUGCAGUACAGAAGCAUCACUGCACAGAUACACAAACAGGUAAAGGUAAAGUUUGUGGCAUUCGCUAUGGCUGGAUGUGAAAUAUAACCAUUCUAGAUGGAGACACUACCUUAAUGAGCAAUAAAUAUUAUGUAUUAGUUUUGUUAAGAACUGUCAUGAUAAAAGAAAAAACAAGGUUCCUGAUAUAUUAGAAUAGUGCUAUCUACAUCCACAUUAUGAGUAUGUUUCAUACUGUUGAUCACAUGUACAAAAAUACAAUUUAGCUUUAGUAUAACAGAAUUGGUUUGAAUUAACUGAAUAGGAGGGGGUAUACAAGAAGGGUUUGGAAGAAUCAUACAAACAUGUAUAACUUACAGUGUAAAAAACAGUAUUAAUUUGAACAAAAUCAGGUAUCUAUGUGCAGUUCUAUUUAUUCAGUUCCUUUAAUUUUUAAUAUUCAUAAGAAUGAUAUUUUAUACUAAGGAUUAUGGUUCUUUUGGAUAAAGGGAUAUUAUAUAAAGUGCAGGCAUACCACCUGUUCACCAGCAACUGAUGAUCCAACACCUUUAGUUUGAGCAAAUUAGAAGAGGAAACAUGAAAUUCUGACAACUGUCAAACAAUGAGAUUAUUAGCUUAUUUGAGAUUUUUUCUCACAUUUAGCCCUAUCUCUGACUUCUAAGAGAUGCAUGUGUCAGUGGAGGUGUCAAAUUUAAACACCAGUCCAGAUCUGAUGAAAAAAACUAGACCAUGAUGUUUCGGAGUGUGCUGAGACAAGUAUAGGGUCACUUCAACAACUGUCGUGAUAUAAAGAGCCAGAUACAGUAUUCUGAAAUUCUGGCUGAUCUGGAAAAGGUAGUUAAUCCAGCAAGAGAACCUGCACUUUAUGUAUGCCACUUUACCCAUAUGUAGUGCUUUCCAGAACCUUUUGAUAAAAUGAUUAAACCCAUCCCAAGUUUGUAUCACCCCUUGACCUUUGCCUCAUAUUGAAUAAAAAGGAUUUUAUCAU